GUGGACGGCGAUCGCACGUAAAUUGCGUAGGUUUGUGCGUAGAGCUGCAGAGGUUUCUGGUACUGUGAACGGAGCCUCAUAAAAUGGCGGAUCGCGGUGAAGAUGUAGAUGCAGAGAGUGAAGAUGAAUUAUAUGAGGUGGUUAACAUCACAGAUUACGCCAGGAGGCAUCAAUGGUGGAGUCGUGUUUUUGGGAACAGCACAGGACCCAUUGCAGAAAAGUACUCCGUGGCUUCACAGAUCAUGAUGGGUGGAGUGUCGGGAUGGUGUGCUGGUUAUCUUUUUCAGAGAGUUGGAAAAAUUGUGGCAACUGCUGUUGGAGGGGGAUUUCUUUUGCUACAAAUUGCAAACCACAGUGGCUAUGUUCAGGUAGACUGGAGGAAAGUGGAAAAGGAUGUGAAUAAAGCAAAAAAGCAUUUGAAGAAAAAAGCAAACAAAGCAGCCCCUGAGCUCAAUUCUUUUAUAGAAGAAUCGACAGAAUUUGUGAAGAGGAAUAUUGUUAUCUCGGGUGGAUUUGUUGGAGGAUUUCUGCUGGGACUGGCAUCCUAGUUUGCACAUUAAUAUUUUCGUUUAUGUCAGUAUCACAGCGAUACAAAACUGAAACUUGAUGUAUUGUCUGAAGCAGUGAGUGCAAUGGACAUUUGCUGAAUCGUUGUUCCAAAUAUAUACCUCUUCAAUGCUGUUCUUAACUGUACAUAGCUUAGUCAUCCUGAUGAAGAGAGAGAUAUUGUGCCAAUAACUUUAUAGAACAUUGCUGGUGUGGUUUUAUGAUUUUUGUUUUGCCUACUUUUAAUCAGUAAGACACAAACGUGAGGUCUGUUACAUAAACUUAUUGUAUUUUGACAAUACAUUGUCUGAGUUAGUUUUAUAAUUUCCUGAAUGUUUACUUGCAUGUAUUGUUUUUUUGUUCUGAGUGUUUUACUUUUUGUGACAGAUUUUUAAAAUAUACAGAAUAACCCACCAAUAACAUGUUUGUGGAAAUAAUAAAAAAUGUCUUUCUGGUUA
Puntigrus tetrazona (Sumatra barb) is the source of this 1004-nucleotide messenger RNA. RefSeq names its product FUN14 domain containing 1 (gene fundc1). The record is from RefSeq and is a predicted model, not a curated record. Gene Ontology annotation, cellular component: mitochondrial outer membrane. Gene Ontology annotation, biological process: autophagy of mitochondrion. The transcript has 5 exons. The coding region runs from base 84 to 548 and encodes 154 amino acids. NCBI's taxonomy places the organism in Eukaryota, Metazoa, Chordata, Actinopteri, Cypriniformes, Cyprinidae.